Messenger RNA from Arabidopsis lyrata subsp. lyrata, 778 nucleotides. Its product is annotated as mitochondrial phosphate carrier protein 3, mitochondrial. Gene Ontology annotation, molecular function: phosphate transmembrane transporter activity. The record is from RefSeq and is a predicted model, not a curated record. NCBI's taxonomy places the organism in Eukaryota, Viridiplantae, Streptophyta, Magnoliopsida, Brassicales, Brassicaceae. Gene Ontology annotation, biological process: mitochondrial phosphate ion transmembrane transport. The transcript is spliced from 5 exons. Gene Ontology annotation, cellular component: mitochondrial inner membrane. The coding region runs from base 246 to 530 and encodes 94 amino acids.
CUUUCAGACCUUGCAGAUUGCACCUAGAAUUUUCGCGAAGAGGCAGCGAUGUAACCAGUCGGGUGUUCUGAGACUGCUUCACAAGUGUCCUUUUGCCUUUUUGAAGCUGUCAAGGUCCAUGUUCAGACACAGCCUGGAUUUGCCAGGGGAAUGUCUUAUGGAUUUCCCAAGUUUAUCAAGUCUGAAGGUCUUGGAGGUUUGUACAAGGGAAUUGGUCCACUUUGGGGCGUCAGAUUCCUUACACAAUGAUGAAGUUUGCUUCUUUUGAGACCAUUGUGGAGAUGAUCUACAAGUAUGCAAUUCCGAGGCCAAAGGACCAAUGCAGCAAGGGUCUACAACUAGGGGCGGUGAAGAAGAUAGGGCUGUUGGGUCUAUUCACAAGAGGGCUGCCUCUACGAAUUGUGAUGAUAGGAACAUUGACCGGAGCGCAGUGGGGUAUCUACGAUGCUUUCAAAGUCUUUGUUGGCCUUCCAACCACUGGUGGUGUUGCUCCCGCAGCUGCCAUCACUCCUGCUGAAACAAAGGCUUAAACAAUGACGAAGAACAAAGGGUCUCUUACGCUAGCAUUUUUACGGAAUAUAGAUUCAUUUGCGUAGUUUCUGUCUAUGACCCGAUUCAUCCUUUCCUUGUACUGCAAAACAAUCUUCCACAAUAUGAACCAAGACUGAAUAAUCUCGGGGUACCAGACAUAUUUAUCUUCUGGAAAAUUUUAUCAGACACUUCCAAGUCAGGUCAUGGGCUGGUUAAAAUACAAGUACUCAGACCGGAGCCUGAAAAG